This is a messenger RNA of Phytophthora sojae, 786 nucleotides long. RefSeq lists its product as hypothetical. The record is from RefSeq and is a predicted model, not a curated record. NCBI's taxonomy places the organism in Eukaryota, Oomycota, Peronosporomycetes, Peronosporales, Peronosporaceae. The annotation marks the transcript as partial. Gene Ontology annotation, molecular function: RNA binding; pseudouridine synthase activity. Gene Ontology annotation, biological process: pseudouridine synthesis. The transcript has a single exon.
UCCAGCAGUGCAGUGUGGCGGCAGCAUGUCGUCACGGCGGAUGACCUGGCAAAGGCAGGACCUCACCUGGGCAAGCCGCAGCAGUGGGUGCAAGUAGCCGCGCGUGCAUUUCCCGAGCUGGGCACUGUCUCCAAGGCGAAGCGCGCGCGGAAAGCGGGGGGGCUGGUGCUCAACGGCCAGCCCAAAGUGCCCACGCUCACUUGUGCAGCUGUGGACGACGUGCUGGCCUACCGCAGCCCAGAGAAUCGAGUCCAAUCAUCGACUGCUGAUGGCGUCCAAGCCUCGGGGUCGCGUGCGUGGCUGAAGGUUUGUAAGACGCAGGGGCUUCGAGUCGUCUACGAGUGCGACAGCUUGGCGGUGGUCGUCAAGCCUGUGGGGAUUCACGUCAAAGGCCGGGGCACGCGCAAUGUGGAGCAGGUGCUGCCGCUGCUACUGCAACGACAAGGAGCUGUUGCGGACGGAGACUUUAUGCUGUCUGCUCCACACGCGGUGCAUCGCUUGGACUACCGUGUGGGUGGGCUGCUGCUUGUGGCGAAGGCCCGGAAAAUGGAGGUGGAGCUGUCGGCUCAGCUGGAAAGGCACGUCGUCACGAAGCAGUACCGCGCGAUCUUGGUGGGGAAUGUGGGCGAUACGGUGACAAAGGUUGCAGCCAAUAGCGCUGUGACAGAUUCAGUUGCGCUGCCAAAGGAGCUGCUUGACAUUCGAGAUGAACUGCAGUUCCUGGACGACAGCAUCGAUGGAAAGCGGUGCCUAACGGCCAUGAGACUUGUGAGCACAACACGCAGG